AUGCCGCGCCACAUAAGGGCAGUUUUGUCAAAAAAGUGUAAAGAAAACUUGGGUAGAGAUGUUCUUGAGUGGCCUGCCAAGAGUCCCGAUCUCAACCCAAAUGAGUACCUCUGGAAUCUUUUGGGCGAUUGUGUGCGUUCAAGAUCCUCUCAACCAACCACACUGAAGAAGUUAGAGGAGGCUUUGCAAGAAGAAUGGAAAACUGUAAGCCUGAAUGUGUGCGAGAAGUAUUGCCUUACCCUACACAAGAGAGUGAAGGCAGUUAUAAGAAACAAAGGUGGUCAUAUUCCAUAUUAA
Phycomyces blakesleeanus NRRL 1555(-) is the source of this 297-nucleotide messenger RNA. RefSeq lists its product as hypothetical. The coding region runs from base 1 to 297 and encodes 98 amino acids. The transcript has a single exon. The record is from RefSeq and is a predicted model, not a curated record. Gene Ontology annotation, molecular function: nucleic acid binding. Lineage: Eukaryota; Fungi; Mucoromycota; Mucoromycetes; Mucorales; Phycomycetaceae.